Messenger RNA from Lachancea meyersii CBS 8951, 2601 nucleotides. Lineage: Eukaryota; Fungi; Ascomycota; Saccharomycetes; Saccharomycetales; Saccharomycetaceae. The record is from the annotation of a GenBank genome assembly.
AUGUCUCGCUACAACGCUGCUGACGACAACGAAGAGGACAACGAAAUCGAAAUCGAAAUCGAAAACGAAAACGAAAACGAAAACGAAAACGAAAACAGCUUUGGCAGAAACCACAAAUCCUCUACAGACAAUUGCCUUUGCUGUCUCUGUCGCUGUCAGCACCAGCGACCCAUCAAUAAAAUUACAAUCAUCGGCGUGCCGCCGGACGAUCCACGUCUGACCCGCCCUGUGGCUCUGGAAGUGGUCCAGGCUGGUGCUCCAGGCAAAAACAAACGCAACACUUUUGCAUGCACCAACUGCCAUGCCCAGAAGGCCAAAUGUGUGCCCUCGGACCCUAACGACAUAUAUGGCAAGAGCUGUGUGCGGUGUGCCAAGCGUAACAAACACUGCACGUUCGAUCUGUCGCGCAGAACACGGCGUCGCCGGCGCGAAAGCGAUCUGGCGAACGAAUCCGACGUGUCCUCUGCUGCCACGACUCCUACGAACGUUUUCUCUUAUCCCACGCGGAAUCUGAACCUCCAGCCUGCUGGUGGACUCGUUGGGCACAGCACAUUGUUCCCCAGCUCAGCUAUGAACUCUCCAGCGCCCAUGGCGGUGGCAGUAGGGUCAGCCUUGGCCAGCUCGUCCAUGUCAAAUUCACAAAGUCGUUCUGACGAGAGUGGCACUCGAAGCUCCAGUGUCGCAACGUCAAUGACUCUGAAUUCUUCGGGCCCCACGCUAACACUUUCUGACUGGCCCCGAAGCAAUCUACAGUAUACAUCGCCCUCCGGGCCCAUCACACAAGACACUGCCUCUCACAUUCCAAGAUCUUUGGGGUCAGCAGCCACCGCCCACGAACCGCCUCCUUCCUUCGAGAGCUUGCACGAUGAGCUGCAGUCGCUUCUGUCAUCUCAACUCGAGAGAUUCAACAGCAUAAACGAAAGGCUCACCCAACUGUCUGAGAAAUGGAAUGACAUAAUCGAAAACAGUGUUGGAAUCCCACUUGCCUUGGACCCAAUCAGUCUGGGAAUCAUAAGCAAAGAUCAAGCUCAACAUAGACUCGAUCUUUACCGAUAUGAAAUAUCGAAUAAAUACCGCUUUCCAUUUGUCAAAAUACCUGCAGAUCAAAGUCUACAUGAUCUGCGACAGAAUGCCCCCAUUUUGUUUGCGACUAUCAUGACAGUUGUGUCCUCUAUGUUGAGAAGUGAGGAGUUUAACGAGGAUCAGAAUUUGAAACUAGAUAAUUUUACACUGGGUCUGAUUUCUCACCAUAUGACACGGCUGGGAUCUAAGUCCUUAGAGCUACUGAAAUCAUUGUUGACUCUGUGCCUGUGGUACAAUUUUCCUGAAUGGUCUACUAGAACAAGAUUCUACUUCUUCAAUUACAUCUGCUGCUGUCUCAUUAAAGACCUCGUUCCUUUGAGAAAGCCUCAGGUUUUCAUGAAGUUUGAACCCAGUUACAAAAAUCCCUCCGAUGACGAAGCUGCAGCCAUCGAUAAAUUCCUAAUGCAAAAUGAAUCUUAUUCCCGUUUGGUCAUUCUCGUCUACGUCUCGUCACUAAACAUAAACAUAUUCCUGCGACAGCCUAUACAAAACAGAUGGGGCAUUUUACAGGAGCGUGCCAGCAAUAUCAUGUCUCUAUUCGAGUCGGGGCCAGUAUCAGCUUACGAGCGCGAAGAAGAUGAGAUUCUGCUGACAUUUGCUAACUUGAACCGCUUGUUGGAGGAAAUCCACGUCAAAUUGCAUGAGGCCGAGGAGUAUGCAGGUGAACCACAGGAUAUACUGGCUUCACCCCCACAAUCCAAGUUAAUUGACGGGGUGCAGCGGGAGCUAAAUGAAAUGUUUCAAAAAAUUCCUCCAGGGAGGACCAGAGUGUUGGCAUUUUACUAUUCUGUCGAAGCCUAUCUGCACGAAUGGCUCUUUGUCAAAUAUUUGUCGAGGUAUCCCGACCCUUCAACGGUCCACGCAGUUCCUAAAGUUGUUGCAGAUUCUUUUCAGAAACUCACCUUGGCUUGCAUAAAUGCCAUGCGCGAGUUUCUCAAGCUUUCUCCUGAGCUAAUUGCAUCCCUGCCACUCUUCCACAUUUCAAGAGUGGUCUAUACCGUGGGCGUGUUACUUUUGAGAGUAAGAUAUACCAUAAUUACCGUACCCGCGUUCGCAUAUUUGAAAUCCACCACUCAAAUAGCCGUUUCGCUCAUCAGUGAUACUUCAAAAUUGCUGGACAAAGGUGCAACCUUGUACCCAUACAACAUUAUCUUAAACAAGCUGCGAUAUGUUGUGGCCUUGUUCGUGCAGAUGUACGCAAAGAAGAUCAAGGCAUUUUUCAUCACCAACAAUCCUGAGGCAGAGGCAUAUAACGUCCCUAUUAUUAAUGACCGGAGUGGAAUCAGCUCAGCGCAGCAUCAAAAUUCCGUUCCGACGCUACUGAAUCCUGUUUCCCCUCCUCGCGGUCGUACACCUGAUAAUACCAAUAAAAGCCACCCAGCUAUUGAAGCUGCGGGCGGAGAGGUAGACAGCGCCAGUAGGUUGGUAGAUGCCUUAUCAUUCCAACUGGCCGAUGCUGCAACGCUGGAAAAUGGGUUUAGCACGGUGUUUGGUGAACUCUGGUCAGAUAUUUUCUGA